Messenger RNA from Knipowitschia caucasica, 1713 nucleotides. The record is from the annotation of a GenBank genome assembly. NCBI's taxonomy places the organism in Eukaryota, Metazoa, Chordata, Actinopteri, Gobiiformes, Gobiidae.
AUGCAGAAGCAGCUCUCUGUGAUGGAGGAGAUGCGUCGCAACCAGGCUUUGUGCGACGCCGUGAUCCGCGUGCAGGGCUCGCUAUUCAACGUGCACAAAGUCAUGAUGUGCUGCUGCAGCCCUUUCUUCAAAGCGUUGUUCUCCAGCUGGUCCACUCCAGACAACAACAUUUUCGACAUCCCAAUCGUCUCUGCUGAAGCGAUGGGUGCUUUCAUUCAGUUCGCCUACACUGGGAAAGUUCAAAUAACCAAGGACAACAUUGACGAGUUGUUUAUCGCGGCCGAUUGCUUCUGUGUGGAUGGAUUAGUCGAAGAAUGCUGCAGAAUAAUGGUCGAAACCCUUUCUCCGGACAAUUGUCUCAAAACCUGGUGGUUAACGGAAAAGUACUAUUACCCCACGAUGAGAAAUAGGGUGUUUUCCUACAUCCUGGGACACUUUGAGGAGGUGGCGGCGCAUCCCAGCUUCUUACAGCUCUCUCUGGAAGAUCUGAUGCAAUUCAUUCAAAGCGACGUCCUGAAAGUUCACAAAGAGCAAGCAGUGUUCGAAGCGGUCCUCCUCUGGAUCAGCCACCAGCCGCAAGACAGCCGCGAGCUUAUUGAAAAGACCCUGCCACAAAUCCGUCUGGCUUUCAUGGACACGCAGUACUUUUCUACACAUGUCAUGCAGAACAAGCUCAUCCAACAAUCUCGCGGAUGCAAUGCUUACCUGAUUCAGGCCAUGAAGCAGAUGCUGGACUAUAGCCAUGGCUACACCUCCAGCUCAUCCACCAACGGGGCCCAGAUCCAGCCCAGAGUGCCCCGGACCGUGCUUAUGGCCAUUGGCGGUUGGAACAUCAUCGAUCCCACAAACGCCAUUGAAGUUUACAACAGCCACACAAAACGCUGGGUUCGUAUCGCCAACCCGGACCGGACCCUGCGCGCCUACCACGGAGUCGCCUUCCUCGACGGCUUCGUCUACGUGAUCGGAGGUUUUGACGGCGUGGAGAAGUUUAGCACCAUGCACAAAUACAGUCUGGACUCGCAGACCUGGGAAGAGGCCGCCCCCAUGCAUUCGAGCCGCUGCUACGUCAGUGUUGUGCAUCUGGACGGUUUGAUCUACGCCAUCGGAGGCAGAGAUGACGAGGGCCGGCUUAAAACGGCGGAAAGAUACAGUCCCCAGUUCAACCAGUGGACGAUGAUCGCCUCUAUGCACGAGCGGAGGAGCGACGCGGGCGCUGCCGGCCUAAAUGGAAAGAUCUACAUUUUUGGAGGCUAUGACGGCGAUGACCCCUUGUUUACGGCUGAAAGCUACAAUCCUGAGAACGACCAGUGGUCCGUGAUCUCCCCCAUGACGAAUUUCCGCAGCGGUCUCAGCGCGGUCGCAAACGCCGGGGAGAUCUAUGUUGUCGGAGGUUUCAAUGGCUUGUCCCGGCUGAACACAAUGGAAGUCUAUAACCCCAGGACGGACAGCUGGCGUGUCGGGCCCCCCCUGCUGACCCACCGCAGUAACUUCGGAAUGGCCGUGUUGAACGAUGAGAUGUUUGUGGUCGGAGGCUACGACGGCUUCAACACCAUCACUUGUGUGGAGAAGUUCACCUUCAAGACCGGGCUGUGGUCCUGCGUCAGCGACAUGUCGGUGUCCCGCUCGGCCCUCGCCUGCUGCGUCGUGAGCGACCUUCCCAACAUGGACGCCUUCUCUGGCCACGCCCCCUCGUUGCAUUCAGGCUCCUUGUGA